UGGGAACGCCAUCAUGAUUCCACAAGUAGUGACCAAUGAGACCAUCACAGUGAUUUCGCCAAAUAGAAUCAACUUUCCCCAAACAGAGGAACCCCAGUCUACCCACCAGAGGCAAGACAGCCUGAAGAAACUUCUAAAGGCAGAGAUCAAAGUGAUGGCGGCAAUCCAGAUCAUGUGUGCUGUGAUGGUGUUGGCUCUGGGAAUCAUUUUGGCAUCUGGUUCCUCUGUCCCACUUUUUACGUCAGUGUUUUCUGUCCUGUUAAAAUCUGGAUACCCAUUUGUAGGACCUUUGUUUUUUAUUGUUUCUGGAAUUCUGUCCAUCAUCACAGAGACAAAGUCAACAAAAUCUUUGGUAGAUGGCAGCCUGACUCUGAAUCUCCUGAGUGUUUCAUUUGCUUUCAUGGGCAUCAUUAUCAUCUCUGCCAGCCUGGCUGGUUUGCAUCCUGCCUCAGACCAGUGCAAGCUGAGCAAGGAACGUAUACGAAAUGAACAUGAUUACUACGAACUUUCCUAUGACUCAGACAAGAAAAAGUGCUCCACUGACAAAUCUAUUCUGACUGGGGUCUUUUCACUGAUGCUGAUCAGUACUGUAUUGGAGCUUGGCCUGGCGGUCCUCAGUGCUCUGCUUUGGUGGAAACAGAGUCGCUCUGACUCCCCUGGGAAUGUGAUUUUCCUGUCUCAUAACUCAAAUGAUGAAUCCAAUGUGGAAUCAAAGGCACUCUGUAACUCUGCAUAUGAGGAACAAAUGGUUUGUUAAGAAAAA
Rattus rattus (black rat) is the source of this 763-nucleotide messenger RNA. Its product is annotated as membrane-spanning 4-domains subfamily A member 6B-like. Gene Ontology annotation, biological process: cell surface receptor signaling pathway. The record is from RefSeq and is a predicted model, not a curated record. The transcript is spliced from 6 exons. The coding region runs from base 14 to 757 and encodes 247 amino acids. NCBI's taxonomy places the organism in Eukaryota, Metazoa, Chordata, Mammalia, Rodentia, Muridae. Gene Ontology annotation, cellular component: plasma membrane; trans-Golgi network.